This is a messenger RNA of Pieris brassicae (large cabbage white), 3233 nucleotides long. RefSeq names its product patj homolog (gene Patj). The coding region runs from base 168 to 2486 and encodes 772 amino acids. Lineage: Eukaryota; Metazoa; Arthropoda; Insecta; Lepidoptera; Pieridae. The record is from RefSeq and is a predicted model, not a curated record. The transcript has 17 exons. Gene Ontology annotation, molecular function: protein binding.
GAUAUCUGUACAAGAAUUCUUAACUCUACUGUCUAAUGUAUAUACGUAUAUAUAUAUAAAUUAAUAAUAUUUGAUAAAUUUUAUAAUUAAAUAUUUAGUUCUUGGUGAAAGGUGAUAUUUCGUAAGGUUUCCUAAUAUAUAGUUUAUAACAACUAAGACUAACAGUUAUGCUGAAGUCACACGAAAAUAUGCAUUUAGGGAUGAAUAUUUCAAAUGCAUUACAACAACUAGAAAGCGUCAAAAUAGCUGUAGAUACGAGCGAUGAUCCAAAGUUAAAGGCUGCAACAAAUGAUGAUUUAAAUAUGCUUAUUAAUUUGCUUGAGAAUCCAAUAUUAAGGAGCAUAGUAACACUACAGGAUUCUGUGGCCAUGCUUGCUACUCAGGUUGCACAUCAUCCUUCUAUUAUUCCAGAUGACUUUGAUAUAACACCUGCAGGUGACCUUGCUUUACAAACAAGAAAUUUUUUUGGAAUUCAUGAAGGAGAUGAAGAACAAAGAGUUCCUCAGGUUUCACCACCACAAAGUCUUGAAUUUGGUUCUUCUGGGGAGACCGAAAGAAUAUUAGGAAUUGAUACAGGAUCUGUUGAAUCACCAAAACAGACAAGGGGUAUUUUGGAAAUAGCUAGAAAUGACGAGUCACUGGCAUCUACUAAUAAUAUUGUCAUUGGAGAUUGGGCACAAGUUGAGAUAAUAAACUUGGUCAAUGAUGGCACUGGUCUUGGUUUUGGUAUAAUUGGCGCCAGAACCAGUGGUGUUAUUGUGAAAACUAUUCUUGCCGGUGGCGUCGCUGAUCGUGAUGGAAGAUUAAAGUCUGGUGACCAUAUUUUGCAAAUUGGAGAUGUAAGCCUCAUGGAAAUGGGGUCUGAGCAAGUGGCAGGGGUGCUGCGGGCAUCGGGUUCUCGUGUCCGUUUGGUAGUGGCUCGUGGGGUAGACCCGGCGGCCUUGCACCCAUCAACUGCACCUGUCGUGCCGGCUAGACUUCUGUCAAGCCCUGAAGCUCUGGACCGCUAUCUCAUGGAAGCCGGUUUCGAGCAAGUAUUCCAAACACAACCGACACCACUUCAUGUCAACUCGGCUUCGACAAGAUUUGUCUUCGAUAAGUCCAUCACUCCGCCGCCAGAAAGUGACGCAGAGUCACCUGAAGUAGAUAGGUUUACCGUGCAACUUAAAAAGGACGAAAAUGGAUUGGGUAUCACCAUAGCAGGGUAUGUGUGUGAAAAAGAGGAAUUGUCCGGGAUUUUUGUGAAAUCAGUGACUCCGGGUAGUGCGGCUGCUCUCAGUGGUAAAGUGCGCGUUAAUGACCGCAUAGUAGCAGUUGAUGGCGUCUCACUCGCGGGUAAAUCAAACCAAAGGGCAGUGGACGCUCUCAAGCAGAGUGGGAACAUUGUUACCCUAGAACUUGAGAGAUAUCUUCGUGGUCCGAAAUUCGAGCAACUCCAACAGGCAAUAGCGGCAGGUGAGACUGCAGCGGCAGGAAUGAUGAAUGUCAGCAAUCCCUUCCUGCACAUGCAUCGCGCUGAUAACUCUGAUUCCAGCGAACACCACAUACAGAUGACACACCUUAAUACUACUUCAGAGACUAGUGUCGACGAUGUGAGUGAGAGCGGUCGCAGCUCUGUGUCGACGAUACAGCGCCCGCAGCCGGCCUUUGAGAUGCCGCGGACACAGGAGCAAAAGGACGCUAUUAAGAGGAAGUGGCAGGCUAUACUUGGUGAUGACGUUGAGAUAGUGGUAGGUGUGGUGGUCCGUGGUGGUGGAGGCCUGGGUAUCUCCCUGGAGGGCACCGUGGACGUGGAAGGUGGUAGAGAGGUCCGACCCCAUCACUAUGUCCGGUCUGUCUUGCCCGAAGGACCAGUGGGGCGUGCACGUGUCCAUAGACCCGGAGAUGAGUUACUUGAGGUGAACGGCCACAGACUGCUAGGCAUGAAUCACCUGGAAGUCGUAUCUAUUCUCAAGGAGUUGUCAAGUGAGGUCUGCAUGGUUUGUGCUAGACCUAGACCUACGCCAGCCAUAGACCUGACUCCACCUGCGCCUACACUUGUUAAGGCAAAGUCAGAUGGAAGUCUGGCCGGCGCAGGCGCAGGUGUCGAAGACGGUAACACAGGAAAGGUUCGUUCGCGCAGUCUAGAACCACUAACAGGCCUGGCCAUGUGGUCUUCGGAGCCCCAGAUUAUUGAGUUAGUAAAAGGCGAGCGUGGUCUAGGUUUCUCGAUCCUAGAUUAUCAGGACCCGCUGCGUCCUGCGCAUACGUUGGUCGUUAUUCGCUCCUUGGUCCCGGGGGGCGUGGCUCAACAAGAUGGAAGACUUAUACCCGGGGAUAGAUUACUAUUUGUUAAUGAUCAGAAUUUGGAAAACGCAAGUCUAGAGCAGGCAGUAGCGGCUCUAAAGGGCGCCCCAAGAGGCGUGGUCCGCAUCGGAGUGGCUAAGCCCUUGCCAUUGGCUGAUCACCCACCGCCGCCGCCCACCACACCUCCGCCAUCGGCUUAAACCUCCUAAAUACCUAAACCCAAAUGAAUAAUUUAUUCACAAUGACUCGUUUAUAAGUGAGUUUCAUACAGUAUUUAAUCUUAUUUUAUAAAUUGAACCUAAUUAAGAAUAGAUCAAUGUAAUGGCGCCAAAAUUACAACAUGCCAUAAAGUAUAAAGAUUCUCUCGAAUAUUGCAUUUGCGCGCCGCCAUCUAUAAAUUUUGACAUAUACAGUCCAUCAUUUUGACAAAUGACAAUUGUCAGUUUGGUGGUCUUGGACGGUUCGUUUGUUGAGUUCAAUAAAAUUUUAAAGAAUGUUCCCUAAAAACUUAUUAGUAUUACUAAUACAUUUGAAUUGAAUGGCUACAAAUAGUGUAAAUUCAAACGCCAAGUUAUAAUACAGUUUGUAAAUGUCCCUAUAUCUAUGUUUAGUAUUAAAUUGUUAAAAAAUCCUAAAUCGCCAGAUUAUAUUUAAUAUAGACAAAGUAUCAUAAGAAGAUUUUAUUGUAUAUUUGUUCUGGCAAAAAACUAUGAAUUUCAAAUAUCCUUUACGGCUGAUACUUCUUUGUAGCCAUAGUGAUCGGUUUUGUACUUAUUGAAAUAAGAGAUUUUAUUUAUAUAUAGGCGAAAUUUCAAACAGUUAAAAAGUAUUAUUGUUAUUUGUUCUAUGAUUGGCGUUAUUACCAAUAUCGUUGGAUUAUAAGUAUAUAUGAUUAUUAAUUGUUAUCAUUCCAAAUAUAUCGAAUUAAAAAUAAAGUAGAAUAAAUA